UGACCGGUUUCGAUUCCCAAGUGAUGCGCUAGUAUCCUCAUUACCAAGUCCCUCGGAGAGGACCUUAAGCCGUCGGUCCCUUAGUUGCUUGCUCACAUGCAUUAAUUCGUGCUUUCUUAGCAGUCAGGUAAAAAACCUCGAUAGAACAGCACCCCGGCCUCGGGCAGCAACCAGUUUGUUUAUGCAUUACGGGAAUAGCGGGGAAUCCCCUGACCAAAUGGACAUGAUCACAUGAUGCGAUUCCUGAGCACUGGGGAUCGGGACGGACCACAGAGAUACCUAGUCGGCGUUUGCCAUAGCUUUACGGGAAUGAAGGCGCGGCCGAGCCGCCCCAGGCCCUGUAUGCCAGAGAGCAUCGACCAGGCCUGCAAGGCGGAGUUCUCUCAACGUCUCUGGGUAGGUUGUCCGUUGAUCCCGGGCCGAAGCUAAAACCCAUGCAUCGACUGAGAUCUUGGUGGAUCGAUUGCAUGUUGCAGACACUUCUUCUUGAUCUUGGUAAUGAUACAGUAUGGUACCGGUACUGCAGUCAAACUCAACAAGUGGGAUACCAUUACCUCUAUAACAAUUCUACAUGCUGGAUUUCUGGAGGCGUGUGUGGCCUGUAUUUGCAGUGGCCCCUGAAUGAAAGUAGUACUAUUUCAGUUUCAUGUGUUUCACGAUUUGGCCUAUUGGACUAAUCAUACAUGAAUCCGGACAUGAAUUUAUUAGAUGACAAACAAGAUGAUGCACUGUCUGGAUGUCCAGCAGAAACUGAACUAGCUGGUAGAUCUUCCAUGUGUGAAGGCUGUCCUGGACAGGCAUUAUGUCAACAGCAAAGUGGUGUGGACCCUGACCAAGAAUUCAUUGAUAUUAGGAUGAACGCAAUUCUACAUAAGAUAAUUGUUGUUUCAGGGAAAGGAGGUGUCGGGAAGUCUACAUUGGCAGCAUCGUUGGCCCUUGCUCUAGCUCAGCAGAAGAAAAGAGUUGGUAUUCUAGAUGUGGACAUCUGUGGUCCGAGCAUUUCACAGCUCAUGUCAGUUCAAGGUCAAAAGGUCAUCAAUACGCAGUGGGGAUGGAAACCUUUACAGUCUAAGCAUGGCAAAAUUAAAGUGAUGUCUGUAGCAUCUCUAUUGGACCAAGCUGAAAGUGCUGUAGUAUGGAGAGGGCCAAGAAAGACUCAACUUAUCAAACAAUUCCUUAAGAACACCUUCUGGGGAAAACUUGACUACCUUAUCAUUGAUACUCCACCUGGUACAAGUGAUGAGCACCUGACAGUCUUAAAGGUUCUGAAGAAUACCAGACCUGAUGGAGCAGUUAUCGUCACCACUCCACAGACAGUUGCCAUGGACACGAUACGCAAAGAGAUUGAUUUUUGCAAUAAGAUGAAGCUACCAAUCUUAGGAUUGGUGGAAAAUAUGAGUGGUUUUGUGUGUCCAUGCUGUCAGGAGAUAACCCAUGUGUUUUCUGGUAAUGGAUUAGAGAGUUUGGCCAAGGAAUCAAAAUUAACAGUUCUUGAGAAAAUUCCUCUUGAUCAGGCUCUGGUUAGAUGCUGUGAGGAUGGAGAGAGUAUCUUUGAUCGCUACCCUGAUUCUAGUGUACUGAAUCCAUUAGAAAGAUUAGCACAAAGGUUCCUACAACUACCAAACAGGUGAUGGCAAGCAGAUGGAAGUUUUCAGGUCCUUUACCCUAUCUUAACUGGGCUAUUUUAGACCAAGAUAUAAAUUUGCAUGCGCGUAGAGCCGGAUGUAAACUACAAGACUUUAUAGUAAAAUUUAAAAAAAAAUCAAUUGUUUAUGUAUUAUUAAUUGAUAUUGCAAAUAAGCGUAUGAAAUUUGCCCUAAUUUUUUUUUGUGUGUGUUUUUGCCUCUAAUUUAAUUUAUAAAGCUAGUAGAAUGCUAAUUUUUGGUGGGAUUACAUUUCUAACAAAUAUCUACUUAAAAUUGCAAAAAUGUAAUUAAUUUCUAAUGUAUUUUAUUGUUUUUUGAUUAUGUAUUUUUUGUUUUUUCAAACUUUUUUUUUCCAAUUAACUUCGUUGAGGACCCUUUGCAAUGAUGAAUAGCAUAAAAUGAAUCCAUUCAAACCAACAGAAGUAAAAAUAAUCAUACAUUUUUUAUUUUUGGUUGAAAAACACUAUUUGCAUUGACUUUUUACACGGAAUCACGUU
This is a messenger RNA of Lytechinus variegatus (green sea urchin), 2143 nucleotides long. Its product is annotated as cytosolic Fe-S cluster assembly factor NUBP2 homolog. NCBI's taxonomy places the organism in Eukaryota, Metazoa, Echinodermata, Echinoidea, Temnopleuroida, Toxopneustidae. Gene Ontology annotation, molecular function: ATP binding; ATP-dependent FeS chaperone activity; ATP hydrolysis activity. The record is from RefSeq and is a predicted model, not a curated record. The transcript has 10 exons. Bases 684 to 1631 code for a protein of 315 amino acids. Gene Ontology annotation, biological process: iron-sulfur cluster assembly. Gene Ontology annotation, cellular component: cytosol.